AUGCCGCCCAAGAAAGCUGCCAUCGCCGCCGCGGCGUCCAAGAGCGCCAAGAAGAAGAAAUGGUCCAAGGGCAAGGUUAAGGACAAGGCCCAGAACGCUGUUGUUCUCGACCGCCCCACGUACGACCGAAUCCUCAAGGAGGUGCCCACUUUCAAGAUGAUCUCGCAGUCGACGCUGAUUGACCGCAUGAAGAUCAACGGUUCGCUCGCCCGUGUGGCCAUCCGCCACCUGGAGCGCGAGGGCCAGAUCAAGCGUCUGAUCCACCACCACGGUCAGCUCGUCUACACGCGUGCUUCCGCCGAGUAA
Sporisorium graminicola is the source of this 306-nucleotide messenger RNA. RefSeq lists its product as uncharacterized. The record is from RefSeq and is a predicted model, not a curated record. Gene Ontology annotation, molecular function: structural constituent of ribosome. The coding region runs from base 1 to 306 and encodes 101 amino acids. The transcript has 2 exons. Gene Ontology annotation, cellular component: cytosolic small ribosomal subunit. NCBI's taxonomy places the organism in Eukaryota, Fungi, Basidiomycota, Ustilaginomycetes, Ustilaginales, Ustilaginaceae.